GUUUUGCUUUUUUAAGUGUAGUCUGACAAUUUCCCCUUUUAAAGUAUUUAUAACACUUACAUUUUAAACAUUUAUAAGUGAACUAUAGUUCAGAGGCAUUAAAUACAUUCACAUUGUUGGACAACCUCCACCACUAACCAUCUCCAGAAUGUUAAUUCUUCUCAAGUUCAAACUCCUUGCUCUGUGGGCCCUGGGAACCAGUAUACUGUGACUAUGAACUGCUCUGAGGAUGCCUACGAAUGGGUCACCUAGUGCUCGUCCCAUAUGACUGGCACAUCUCUGCACCAGGGCCUGGCCUCCAUGUUCUCAAGCCGCACAUCCCGGAAGUCAAUCCCACGUGCAGAGGACGAGGAUACCAUGGUGGAGGGUGGGGGGUACCGGAAUCCCACGGAGGUGCAGAUGAGCCAGUUGGUGCUUCCCUGCCACACUAACCAGCGUGGCGAGCUAAGUAUUGGGCAGCUGCUCAAAUGGAUUGACACCACGGCCUGCCUCUCAGCGGAGAGGCAUGCCGGCUGCCCCUGUGUCACAGCCUCCAUGGAUGACAUCUAUUUUGAGCACACCAUUAGUGUUGGCCAAGUGGUGAAUAUCAAAGCCAAGGUGAACCGAGCUUUCAACUCCAGCAUGGAGGUGGGCAUCCAGGUGACCUCUGAGGACUUGUGCUCUGAGAAGCAGUGGAGUGUAUGUAAGGCCUUAGCCACCUUUGUGGCCCAUCGGGAGCUCUCCAAGGUGAAGCUGAAACAGGUCACACCAAGGACAGAGGAGGAAAAGACUGAGCACGGUGUGGCUGCUGAGCGAAGGCGCAUGAGGCUGGUCUAUGCAGACACCAUCAAGGAUCUCCUGGCCCACUGUGCCAUCCAAGAUGAUCUGGACAGCAGGGAUUGCAAUCACAUGGUGCCAGCAGAGAAGACACGUGUAGAGAGUGUGGAGCUGGUCUUGCCCCCCCAUGCCAAUCAUCAGGGUAACACCUUUGGGGGUCAGAUCAUGGCCUGGAUGGAGAAUGUGGCCACCAUUGCGGCCAGCCGGCUCUGCCGGGCCCACCCGACACUAAAGGCCAUCGAGAUGUUCCACUUCCGAGGCCCCUCCCAGGUCGGGGACCGUCUGGUGCUCAAGGCCAUUGUGAACAACGCCUUCAAGCACAGCAUGGAAGUGGGCGUGUGUGUGGAGGCCUACCGCCAGGAGGCUGAGAGCCAUCGGCGACACAUCAACAGUGCCUUCAUGACCUUUGUGGUCCUGGGUCCUGACGACCAGCCCCAGAAGCUGCCCUGGAUUCGGCCCCAGCCUGGGGAGGGUGAGCGGCGAUACCGAGAGGCCAGUGCCAGGAAGAAGAUCCGCCUGGACAGGAAGUACAUUGUGUCCUGUAAGCAGGCAGAAGUGCCUCUCUCCGUCCCCUGGGACCCAAGCAACCAGGUAUACCUGAGCUACAACAAUGUGUCUUCACUCAAGAUGCUUGUGGCCAAGGACAACUGGGUUCUAUCCUCGGAGAGCAGUCAGGCCCGCCUGUAUAUCCUGGAGGAGGAUAAGUUCCUCUCCUUCCACAUGGAGAUGGUGGUACAAGUGGAUGCAGCCCAGGCCUUCCUACUGCUCUCUGACCUGCGACGGAGGCCAGAGUGGGACAAGCACUACCGGAAGGUGGAGCUGGUACAGCAAGUGGAUGAGGAUGAUGCCAUUUACCAUGUCAUCAGCCCUGCUCUCGGUGGGGACACCAAACCCCGGGACUUUGUGAUCCUGGCCUCACGGCGGAAGCCCUGUGACAAUGGGGACCCCUAUGUCAUUGCACUGAGGUCAGUCACACUGCCCACACAUCGUGAGACUCCAGAGUACCAGCGUGGGGAGACCCUCUGCUCCGGCUUCUGCCUCUGGCGUGAGGGGGACCAAUUGACUAAGGUAUCCUACUAUAGCCAGGCCAUUCCUGCUCUUCUCAACUACGUGACUGCCAACGUGGCUGGCCUGUCCUCGGAAUUCUACACCACCUUCAAGGCUUGUGAGCAUUUUCUCUUGGGCAACCGUAAUGACUUGGCCCCCAGCCUCCAGACCCUCUAAAUAUUCCCUCCACUCAGCCCAAGGACUCACAAUGCGUAGAAAAAGCCGGAAGUAUUUAUUUGUUCUGCUUCCCCACCUUCCCAAGGAAGCCUUGACCCUUGCAGAGGUCAGCUGUCUCAGCACUGGUUAGCUGGGAGAUCAGUUCCUGCCAAUGUCUGCCAGCAAGUCUUUGCGGUACUCCUGGGGUAGUCUGUAGUAGAUUCGGGUUUUGUCCACGGCCCUGGCUGCCAGCAACCCUGCCCGCACAGCUGCAUAGCUGCUCCCAGCAAAACUGUCCUGCAGUGUGACUGUAGCCCUGGGGGAGGAUGCCAGCAGCCUGGCCACAACUCCCUCUGGGCUCUGGCUCAGUGCUGCAGCCUGCAGUUGAAAGGACACAGGUUGCCUGAGUCCCUUACACAGCUCCAGCAUAUCAGUGAUCAGCUGCUCUCUGUAGCCACUGCCCAACACCUCCUCUGGCCAGCCAGGUGCCACAGUCACAUGGGGAAAAACCUCAGUCACAGCUGUGACUAACUCUUGACCAAUCACAUGACCGGGGGACACAAAACUUCCAUGCGAGAUUGUAGCCCCUACCCACACAGGUCGAGGCAGGCGGUCAAGGGUAGAGAGGUGUGCUAGGAUGGUCAAGGAUGGCAAGAGGGCUGCAGGAUCCACUAUGUGCACGUGGAUGCCCCAGCGUCCAGGGCGUGUGGCCAACUGCAGCAGGCACUGCUUCAGGGUCAGGACAGAGCCACCUGGGACAAGCACAAUGGGCACAGGGUCUCUGGCUGUUGUUUUCUGGAGGCCAAUGUCCAGCAGGAUCAUGCCUUCUCUAUCUGGAAGAGGCAAUAGAUCCAGGGGUCCAGGUUACCAUAGGAUGCCAAAGUCUCUUGUAGAAGGGGCAGUGGAGGAUGGAGGAGAGGGUCAUGGGGACAGCCAAGGAAGAAGAGCUAUUGCUAGCUCAGUAGUAGAAUCUGCUGAUCUGGGCUUGGGUUCCAGGUACUCUGCCUGCUAUCUGUCAGAUCAGCACGGAUGAGCUGCCAGCUCAGCUCUUAACCUUUAUUUAUGACACUGCCCUGCACCCUGCACCCUGCUCCUGCUCCUUGCAGAGCCCCAUGCUCUUUACACUGCUGUACUGCUUCCCCCACCCUUCUUUGUACCCAGUGUAUGGAUGGCAUGGGCUGAUAUUGCCACACACAGGCCAGCCCCGCUGGUUAGCCUGGAGCUCCGAGGCAGUGGGCACUCACCAGGGAUGGUAAUUGUUGUUCCACUAUUGCUGUGAACUUCUGGAACCAACCACUCCACACUCAGACCAUCACCCCAUGGCAGCUGGAGAAGAGGGACCAAGCUGCUGCCUGUGUAGUAGGUCCGCUUCCGUGUGUCAUUUACUGUGGGAUGCAAAAUUGGCCAGAUGAAGUGGCUGCCAUUCAGGGAGUGCCUUCUGUAUACCCAAAGGCUACUGCAUUCCCCCUAAGCCUUACCUAGCUACCCACGGGGUAGCCUUCACGUCCACCUUUGCUAGCUAGAGAGAAGUGAUUGGUCACAGGGUUGCUGGGAUUAGAACUGGAUGGAACCAGUCAGAGCUGGUUGGCCCCCAAGCUGGUAUCAUCCCCCGUUCCCUUAAGUGACUACUACUGAGUCUGAUGUGACCUGAUAUGAGGACAAGGGCUUGCCUAGAAACACCUGAUCAGGGGCUGGG
Molecule: messenger RNA, 3715 nt
Organism: Perognathus longimembris pacificus (Pacific pocket mouse)
Lineage: Eukaryota; Metazoa; Chordata; Mammalia; Rodentia; Heteromyidae
Gene: Acot11
Product: acyl-CoA thioesterase 11
Exons: 16
Coding region: 265-2040 (591 amino acids)
Cellular component (GO): extracellular exosome
Molecular function (GO): thiolester hydrolase activity; lipid binding
Source: RefSeq, a predicted model, not a curated record